AUGCUUACAAAUGAACGAAUCUUAGUGUUACAAGACGGAGAGGAAGCUCAUGUCAAAAGAGUUUCUAGUAGAGGCGGAGACCGUGUGGCAACUAUCACCAACUUGUUUUUCAAGAACAAGCACUUAUCUAAGCAACACGCCACAGUAAGGUACGACAAAAAUGACGGAUACACUAUUGAAGAUACCAACUCCACCUUUGGAACCAUCAUCAAUGACUCCGUAAUCAAACACAACGUGAGACAUCAGUUGAAGAACAAGGAUACUUUGGGAUUUAUCUUAUCCAAACCUUCAUCAAAAAUCAAGGAGGUGUUCAAAGCAUUUGAUUCUGAUUGGGAACACAAAAGUAUUCCCCUUGCUGAAUUUGACCUGCCAAAAGUUAGUAUGCAGUUUGAAGUUGUCAUAAACAACUCGGUGCUCAAAUUGGUUCCGAGUAGCUCAGAAGAGACUGGCCGUGGUAGUGACUUUACAAUCGAAGAUUCAGUAACAAAUAUUUCAACCUUUGACAAUACCGAAUCCGCAGUGAAUGAUGCUGAGUCAGGAGAAAAAAGUGACGAUGAGGAUUGUAACGAAGCACAAGAGAAGAAGAAGAAGACGAAGAAAUUAGCCUCGAUCGUCAUUGACCUUGAUAAGGAGAAUGAAAGUGACAAACUAUUAACCAAGGAUGAAGAUGAGCCUUUGCCAACGUUUCAGGAAUCUUCAUUGAGUGAACCAACUGAGGGCAGCAAGGAAGAAAAUGCCUUGCAGACAAUGGAGAAUCAAAAUGGGUCGUAUCACUGCCAAAACAAAGAUGAUACUUUGAAAAAGGAUAAUUUGAGAGAAGGCAGUAAAGAAUACAUCAGUUUGGUUUCAAAUGAUGACGAUGCCCUCGAAGAAGACGGACCGCCGAGCGAAUCAGAUAUUGUCUAUGAAGGUAGCGAUGUAGAGAGUGAAUAUUCAGAAAAGGACAACCAUGACAAGAGAGAAGGGGUCGCUAACACAGACAAUACAAUGCCAGACGACAAGCAUGUAAUGGUUGAUUCAGCAUUGCGUCACUCGGACAAUUUGGUUUCAAAGAGCCCUUCAUCAAUUGAAGUUUCGGACAAGGAACAUGACCCUUACGAUUUAGCCCAUUUUGUUGAUCAUGAUGAUGUUGAAUGCGACGAGAGUGAUGGCAAUAGCUCUGAUGCUGAUGUAGUUGAUGGAGUUGGAAAGUCAGGUUGUGACUUUGAUGACGCUAUUUCUCAAAGUGAUUCGAACCAUUCGCAUUGGAGCUCAGAUUGGGAGGAGAAUAGCCAAUCAUUGGAUUUUGACUUGCAGGUGAUUGAUCUGGAGGAAGAGUCCAUUUGCGUCUGUUCAGAUCUAGAGGGUUGCUAUUGUGGCAAGAAGCAGUGGUUGAAUUUGGGAAUUUGUGAUAAAGAUAAGGUUGGCCACCUGGACGGACGUUCAAGUACAAGUUUGAAGUAUGCUGAGUGUAAUUGUGACACUUGCGACUAUUUGGAGAAGAGUGGGGUUGAUUUUGUAAAUCUUUGUGUAUGUUCCGAUCCAGAAGAUUGUUAUUGCGACAAGCCACAAUUGGACCCCUUGGUAAUGAAGAAAGCGCGGGAAUAUGCAGAACGUGUUGCUGCAGGAUCUGAAUAUGGUGAUAAGAGCAAAGACAGAGCUGUGGUUGCGAAUGGCUUGUUUACAAAAGCCGAAGUUGCUUCUUCCAGUCGCAAACGGAAUGAAGUGUUGACAAAAGAGGGUUUGCCAAGCAGUAGGAAGAGAUCACACGAUGAAAUGAGCGAAGGAGAAGAAGAAGAUAACCCCGGAAGUGGAUCGAGCAAUGGUAAUGAAGACAAGGUUGCAAUGCCACCUCGCAAGAGAUCAGCCAGUGAAAACUCAAAAUUGAAGGGCAUUGUUAAAGAAGUGGCAAAGGGAUUGUUUUACGUCGGUGCUACAAUCACAGCACUCGGUAUUUACGGUGCAACCUUGGAGGAGGAAUAG
Molecule: messenger RNA, 1962 nt
Organism: Lodderomyces theae
Lineage: Eukaryota; Fungi; Ascomycota; Pichiomycetes; Serinales; Debaryomycetaceae
Exons: 1
Coding region: 1-1962 (653 amino acids)
Molecular function (GO): protein binding
Source: RefSeq, a predicted model, not a curated record